AUGGACUGUGCCAGCGUCCCCAAAGGCCAGGAAAAGAAGCGGCGGCGUUUGCCGGAUGAACGGGAUGAUCGAUUGAACACGGCCCUGCCAACACAGCCGAAGCGGCGAUUCUUCGACAAUGACACCACCAAAGAGGACCCCAACCGGGGUUCACUCCCGCUCUCGCUCUCUCCUCAGUCGGCCUCCUCGCCCGCCCCGGUGGAGAGGCAGCCGGCCAUUGGCAGUGCUGUAGGCUCUAGUUCUUGUCGCCGUGCACCGCCUCCGUCGCCGUCGGCUGCCUUUGACCAGACCGUCUUCGAGGCCAUAGUAGAGCAGAGCAUCGAGCCCGAGGUGAUGCAGAUGAUCCGCGACAAGUGUGGCAACAACAUUGAGCGUGCCGUCAACAUCUUUUAUGACGGCACGUGGAAGUCUGCGCUGCAAAGAGUGCACAAGACGGCUGCCGUUCCGAAGGCUGUUCUGGCUGCACCGACCACAUUGUCUGCAUUGUCGACAUCGUCUCUCCGGUCAUCGAUCCCGGAGCAGCGGUACGUCGGCGCGUUUGGCGUCGAGGGCUGGACCACGCGCAGCGGUGUCAACCUGCUGAAACACGGCGACACGGUGCGGAUUGAGCGGCAGAGGGCCGAGCGGCCUCGCAUCGGGGGUUCCAUGCAGAAGACGACAAAGCUCGGGGCGGCUGCUGCAGCGCACAGCAACGCGGCCACGUCCAAGCGCAUGGACGUGAUCGUGCGGUUUACGACGACGGGCGGCAUCGAACUCGGCCGGCUCUCCAAGCAGGCGGCCAGCUGGGUGUCGGCCCUGAUGGACCAGAAGGUGUGCAAGUUCGAAGGCGUGUGUGUGUAUGCGCCGGAGCGGCUGCGGACAAACGACACCGUCUUUCUGCAGCUGCGCUGCUGGCUGCUGCGGUCGGCUUUUGACGCGAAGCCAGCCCGGCCAGACGACAACCGGACCACCGGGCUGUUCGAGGAGAAGGAGACGGCCGAGGAGCGCGGUUUGCGGCUGCGGCAGGUCGCCCUCGUGCGGCUCUUUGAGGAAAUCAACUUGCUGCCGACACGUGUCAACGAGGCGGCGACCAAACGCGGCCGCCAAGGCCUUCUCGAGGCAGCCGAAAUGGCAGAACAGAGGGACAGCAGCAAGGAUGUGCCAAAGGAGGUGUCAUCGACGGCGACGACGUCCGAUGAGCCGGAAGACGGCCAGGAGCUGGAGCAAGACCAGCUCGACGCCCUGUACCGAAAGGCACAGUCGUUUGACUUUAGCACCCCCGAGGCCGAGCCGCCAGACACGUUUGCCCUGUCGCUCCGUCCGUACCAGAAGCAGGCCCUGCACUGGAUGAUUUCCAAAGAGAGGGACGGUGAGACGGGUGAGACGGGUGAGACGGGCGAGACGGGCGAAAACGCACAGAAAAAGGAAAAGAAGGUGUCCAUGCAUCCGCUGUGGGAGGAGUACCUGUGGCCUUUGCAGGACGUCGACGGCAACGACCUGCCGCCGGUGCAGGGACAGCCGAGCUUCUACGUCAAUCCGUACUCGGGCGACCUGUCGCUGGACUUCCCGGCCCAGGAACAGAACUGUCGGGGUGGCAUUUUGGCCGACGAGAUGGGGCUGGGCAAGACGAUCCAGAUGCUCAGCCUGAUCCACGCCCACAAGUCGCCCGUGGCCAUGCAGCUACAAGGUGGCAAGACGGCGGAAAAGCACAGCCUCCGACGGAUGCUGACCCGGCUGCCCGAUGUGGCCGACGCGCCCUGCACGACGCUCGUGGUGGCCCCCAUGUCGCUGCUGGCACAGUGGCAGAGCGAGGCCGAGAGAGCGUCGACGGACGGGUCGCUGCGGUCCAUGGUCUACUACGGCUACGACAAGGCGGCCAACCUCAAGGCGCUAUGCUCGACAGACGCGGCCGCCACGGCGCCCGACGUCGUCAUCACGAGCUACGGCACCGUGCUGUCUGAGUUCACGCAGAUGUGGUCACGUGACUCCAAUCCAGGCCAGGGCCUCUUCGCGCUCAACUUCUUCCGCAUCAUCCUGGACGAGGGCCAUACGAUCAAGAACCGGCAGUCUAAGACGGCCAAGGCCUGCUACGCCCUGACGGCCGAGCACCGCUGGGUGCUGACGGGCACGCCCGUGGUCAACCGGCUGGAGGAUCUCUUCAGCCUGAUCCGCUUUCUCCGGGUCGAGCCGUGGGACAACUUCUCGUUCUGGCGCACCUUUAUCACGGUGCCGUUUGAGUCCAAGGACUUUAUGCGCGCCCUGGACGUGGUGCAGACCGUGCUGGAGCCGCUGGUGAUGCGCCGGACCAAGGACAUGAAGACGCCCGACGGACGGCCCCUGGUGGCCCUGCCGUCGAAGCAGCUCGAGAUCGUCAACGUCGAGCUGUCGGCCACCGAACGUGACAUCUAUGAGCACAUCUUCCUGCGGGUCAAGCGCUCCUUCACCGCCACCGUCGAGGCCGGCACCGUCAUGAAGUCGUACACGAGCAUCUUUGCCCAAGUCCUGCGCCUGCGCCAGUGCUGCUGCCAUCCGGUGCUGGUGCGCAACAUGGACAUUGUGGCCGACGAGAUCGAGGCGGGCGCUGCUGCCGAUGCUGCUGCCGGCCUGGCCGACGACAUGGACCUGCAGGCGCUCAUCGAGCGCUUUACCGCCACCACGACCGACGAGAUCGACGAUCCAGCCAGCAGCAACGCCUUUGGGGCCCAUGUGCUCGGCCAGAUCCGCGACGAGGCCGUCAAUGAGUGUCCCAUCUGUGCCGAGGAGCCCAUGAUCGAUCAGACCGUCACCGGCUGCUGGCACUCGGCCUGCAAGGACUGCCUGCUCCGCUUCAUCCGCCACGAGACCGACCAGCACCGCCUGCCGCGCUGCUUCCACUGCCGCGAGGUCAUCAGCCGCCGCGACCUCUUUGGCGUUGUGCGUCACGACGACGAUCCCGCCACCACCGGCCAGCCGCCGCGCAUCAGCCUGCAGCGCGUCGACGUCGGCGAGUCGUCCGCCAAGAUCGUCUCGCUACUUCGCCAUCUGCGCGACCUCCGUCGCGAGCGCCCGACCAUUAAGUCCGUCGUCUUCAGCCAAUUCACCUCCUUCCUCUCACUGAUCGAGCCGGCCCUCCGCCGCGACAACAUGGCAUUUCUGCGCCUCGACGGCACCAUGGCCCAGAAGGCCCGCGCUGCCGUGCUCGAGGACUUCCGCCGGUCCGACCGCUUCACCGUCCUCCUCAUCAGCCUGCGGGCUGGCGGCGUUGGCCUCAACCUGACCAUGGCCAAGCGCGUCUUCGUCAUGGACCCCUGGUGGAGCUUUUCCGUCGAGGCGCAGGCCAUUGACCGCGUUCACCGCAUGGGCCAGGACGAGGAGGUCAAGGUGUACCGCUUCAUCGCCAAGGGCAGCGUCGAGGAGAAGAUGCUCAAGAUCCAGGACCGGAAAAAGUUUAUGUAUGUGUGGCUAUGGUUGUGGCUGUGCACCGUUUGUUGUUCCCUGCUGACCAAAAGUGCUACUUCGCUCGGCAUGAUGUCGGACGAGGAGAAGAAGCUCCAGCGGAUUGAAGAUAUCAAAGAACUACUCAGCUAG
Grosmannia clavigera kw1407 is the source of this 3546-nucleotide messenger RNA. RefSeq names its product DNA excision repair protein. Gene Ontology annotation, molecular function: zinc ion binding; ATP binding; ATP-dependent chromatin remodeler activity. The coding region runs from base 1 to 3546 and encodes 1181 amino acids. The record is from RefSeq and is a predicted model, not a curated record. Lineage: Eukaryota; Fungi; Ascomycota; Sordariomycetes; Ophiostomatales; Ophiostomataceae. The transcript has a single exon.